CUGAUGUCUCUGCUGUAACCUUGGUUGCUAUCGAACAGCAGCAGGGUCUGCCCUUCCCUUUUAGUCAUUGGCUUGCCACUCUGACCACGAGCCAUGUGGUUUGGGCAACAACCAAUGGCAUAGAGGCAAUGCUCCUUUAAUAGUGCUCGGUUUUAAAGACACAGCGCUGUAUACCUUUAUUCUAGACAUCCUUCCCAUAUUGCACUCCACUGUUAAUUAAUGGUUUGAUUCUUAUAAUUGGGCUUAUGAUGACAGGACUGUGGGAGAGAUAACAGUGGAAAGCUUUGAGGACAUCAUUUGUGUCCGUGUGCUUUUAUGUGUGUGAACAUACAAUGUGCAAAGAGAAGUCUCCUGGGGUAAACAGAGUCUCUGUGAAUAUGUUACUGCCUUUUAGCAGCCACAACUAGGCUGCCGAAAUCCUACGCACUGUGCCAACAUGGAGGUACACACAUGAAUAUUCCCACUCAGUCUCUCACUCUCACUCACACCCUCGCUCACACACAUAUUUCCGACAGACGUACAUGCUGUCUAGUCGCACAUGCGCACUGGGGCUCGGAGCGGAGGCAAGCACAGACACACACACACACACGCACGCGCCUGCAGCCACACUGCCUGAUUAGCUUGCGAGAGCUGUCUACAGCAUCCAGGGAAAUGGCGCAAGAGGCAGAGCAUUGGAGGAGGAACGGCAGCCUAAAGCGGCAGGAUUAGACCUCUGGCGUUUUGGCCAGCUGAGGCAUGGAUUGACUUGGAGCAGGUCAAUGGGCUACAGAGCUAUCAGGACGCAGCCCGACAAACUAUGGACUGACUGUGUGUUGCUGACAUCGGUGUGAGGCGGCACAGACGGGUUGAUGCACGGGUAGGACUGGGCCGGGCCUCUGGAUCCGUACCGUGGGGGAGGGGCAGUCGACGCAGGGAGAGGGAGCGUGUUUUUCCAGACCCCAGCUCUGGUGUGAUUCUUCAGCCUGACCGUCUGCUACAGGCCUGUCAGCACCCCUCUCUGUCUCUUUCUCGCUCUUCCUCUCUCAUCCUCUCCAUCCUUGUUUUCCUCCUGCUAUCAUCAUCUACUUCCCUAUUUUUCCCUUCCCCGAUGUUCCUGCUGCCAUCCAAGCUCCCCUCACCUCCAUCGAUAGAUACCCCAUUCCUCUUUAUGCUCUGCCAUCACCCUCUCCUCAGUCCUCUCACCUCCAUCAUUUGAAUCUUUUAUUACUGUUUGUCAAGCAGCACAGUUCUCACAACAUCAUUUUUUCGUUUACAUCUCUCUCACAUUCCCUCUCCUCUCCUCCAUUGGCUCCUCUCUGUGCCCUUCAGACGGUCCCUCGCUCCCUCUCCCCCUCUGUUUCCCUUCAUCUUCCCUUUUUCGGCUCCCAUCCACCUCUACCCUGCAGUGACUGUAGAUUUGGGUCAGUCUGCUCAGCAAAUGGGAUGAGAUGUAGUCUCCACAGCGGCCGGAUCCAGGGGGCUCCUGGUCUGCCCAUCAGGGGGACCCUCAUCUUUGGACCACACUGAGGCUGGAGCCUGACUCUGGACUGACUGGGUGGCCUGCUUUGGGGUGCUGCAUGUAGGCAAGGACAGUCUGCACCAGCAGCCCCUACCCUCACCCCCUUCCCCUGUUCCUUCACCCCCUCUCGGGGCAGCCGUCACUCUGGAGUGUCCCGGCUUGACUGGCUGUGGCCUCUCCCCACACACCCGGACGACCCCCUCAUGCCACUGGGGCACCUGCAGCGCCCCCACCCCGCUCCACUACCGCACCUCCUGCCUGUGCCAUCGGCCCAAACCCCCUGUUACCCUCAACAUGGGUGUGGUGGAGGCCAUUGACCCGACGCCAUCCUCCUGCCCCUCGCCUGUACCAGGGGGCUACAGGCUGCCCCGCUCCUCCAGCUACAGCCCCCUGCAGGGGAGGGCUGGGGCAGAGCUGGACCUUGGUGCAGCGGCUGGAGGGGUUCUGGAGGGGGGUGGGACGGCAGCAGAGCGCAGGACGCCCUUAGUGGACCUGUUCUGUGAGACCUGCUCCAGGCCCUGGCUCAUCGGCUGGUGGGACCAGUUCAAGAGGAUGUUGAACAGGGAGCUGUCCCAUUUGUCAGAGAUGAGUCGCUCAGGGAACCAGGUGUCAGAAUACAUCUCCACUACCUUUCUAGAUAAGCAGAAUGAGGUGGAGAUCCCGUCCCCGACCUUGAGGGAGCGGGAGAAGCCCAUGUGUCACAUCAGCGGUGUGAGGAAGCUCACGCACAGUUCCAGCCUUUCCAACUCCACCAUGCCUCGCUUCGGCGUGAAGACAGAACACGAGGAUGCAUUAGCCAGGGAGCUGAGCGACUUGAACAAGUGGGGCCUUAAUAUCUUUCGUGUGGCAGAAUUCUCUAAUAACAGACCCCUCAGCUGCACAAUGUUUUCCAUUUUCCAGGAAAGAGAUCUAUUGAAGACCUUUCGGAUCCCAGUGGACACAUUUGUCACCUAUGUAAUGACCCUGGAGGACCACUAUCAUGCCAAUGUGGCUUACCACAACAGCCUCCAUGCUGCAGAUGUCACUCAGUCAACUCACGUACUGCUGUCCACACCAGCUCUAGAUGCGGUGUUCACUGAUCUAGAGAUUCUAGCUGCGUUAUUUGCCGCUGCCAUCCACGAUGUGGAUCAUCCAGGAGUGUCCAACCAAUUCCUCAUAAACACCAACUCAGAGUUGGCCCUCAUGUAUAACGAUGAGUCUGUGUUGGAGAAUCAUCACCUAGCUGUGGGCUUCAAGCUGCUUCACGAGGACAACUGUGACAUCUUCCAGAACCUCAGCAAGAGGCAGAGACAGAGCCUGAGGAAACUCGUCAUCGAUAUGGUUUUGGCAACAGAUAUGUCAAAACACAUGAGUUUGUUGGCAGAUCUCAAGACGAUGGUGGAAACCAAGAAGGUGACAAGUUCUGGAGUACUGCUGCUCGACCACUACAAUGAUCGGAUACAGGUUUUGAGGAACAUGGUGCACUGUGCUGACCUGAGCAAUCCUACGAAGCCCCUGGCCGUGUAUCGACAAUGGACGGAGAGAAUCAUGGAAGAGUUCUUCAGGCAGGGAGAUAAGGAGAGGGAGCGAGGGAUGGAGAUCAGUCCCAUGUGCGAUAAACACACAGCAUCUGUGGAAAAGAGCCAGGUGGGAUUCAUCGACUACAUUGUCCACCCGCUGUGGGAGACAUGGGGCGACCUGGUGCACCCCGAUGCCCAGGACAUCUUGGACACUCUGGAGGACAACAGGGACUGGUACCAGAGCACUAUCCCACAAAGCCCCUCGCCACCUCCUGUUGGCCAGGACAACGAUCUGAACGCCUGCAUGGACAAAUUUCAGUUUGAGCUCACCCUUGAAGACAGCUCUCAGACAGAUCAGGAAGACGAGGGUGACAAGCCCACACCAAACCACGUGGUGCAGGUCAUUCAGGCAGAGGAGGAGGAUAAAAAAGAAGAAGAGGAAGAUACAAUGGCUGUGGAGGAAAUUGAGGACAUAAUAGAAGAAGAAGACGAGGUGGCGAUGGAUGAAGAGGAGGUGGAGGAUGAGCAGGAGGAGGAACUGAAGACUCAUCUGGAGGUGAGAUCGGAAAAGGAGAGACUUUCUGACACAAGUCCUGUAGAGGAAGAGGAGGAUUCUUCUUCACAAGCUGAAGAUACAUGAGUUCUGCUCCUGUAUCGCCCUCCUCACUUGCACACAUUAACUUGUUCAUCCUUUCCAUGGCCAAACCAAGAACAAAUAAGACUGCAAUGACAAUACAGACCUUUAAAUAUAUUUUUCAAAAAGGGAAAAAAUUAAAAAUCGCUUAAAGAGAAGUUAAUUACACAGCAACUGUAGAUUUGGAGCGGCGACAAGUCCUUCGGCAUAUUUUCACGAUGAACUUUGAACUGAGGGGAAUUUAGAGGAGCAUUAUCGAAGGGCAACUGAAGACGGCGUAGCACUCUGGGACUGGAAAUGCACACACAUAAAACACACAUGAAGUGACAUACGCACAUAUGAGACACAAGAGCAGGAGUCACAAAGAACACACCAAUGCAAUGUGUGUGUGCCUGCAUCUGUCAUGCGGGACAAUGUAGUCCAUAUGUACACACACACACACACUUGACUGUAUGUUUGUAUGUGUGCAUUUACAUGAGGGACACUGAUCAGUAAAGAAUCUCUUUGGAAAAAGCCAUCUCUUAACGAAGUAUUAACUAGUGUUCAGUCAGUAUUAGUAAUUCAUGUUUGUUAGAAUCUCAACAGAAACUGUUCUCCUCAGAAAAGCUACAGUCCAAGUGACUUUUUUUUUUUCCAUUUCUGUCGGAAAGAAAAAAUUAGAAAAUCCACAGAGUUGGAGGAGGAAGAGGAGAGAGGAGGAAAAAAAAUUGAAGGAAAGGAAGAUGCUGCGACGAAGGGGCCGCCAGGUCCCAUACCCCUUUACGAGGAGAGUGCUACUGGUGCAAGAUGGCUCUGUGCCUUUCUGAAACACCAGCUUCCUGAUUGGAGCUGUCGUGAAGCAAUGCAUUGUGGGACAGGAGUGUCUGAUUUUGUUAUCAUUUUUGAUUGUCUCUUGUUCAAGAUCUCUCUUUAUUGUUCAUGGUAUUGUGGUGUGUAUCGCACACGUACGGUUUCUGUGGUGAUAUGUUUUACGCUGUAAGUCUUCCUUUUGUUGCUCUUCUGGUGAUACAAUAACUCAGAACUCUAGAUGCAGAGCAAUCACUACCAUCACCACCACAGCCCCCAGUGGACUCUUUCCAGCUUAUGGUUCUUUCUUAUUAGAAUGAUUUUUUUUUUACUUUCUGAGAAUAAGCCAUGAGAUGCUUCGAUGCAUAAGUUUUUGCCUAUUUUCUAUUUAACACUUGCUUAAUAUGUUGAAGGGAUAUGGAAUUAUUUCAUCAGCAGAACAAAUCUCCACUCACUCGCUCAUCCCACAUCCCACUUGCACUCGUGCGUUCACGUCUCCUCAUACUCAAACAGUUCUCGCCAAAGUAAAGGAUGAGAAACAUCGGUGCGUGGAGUGAUUUGAAGGAACGCUGAAGGCAGAAUGUCAGGGAAAGAAGCGUGACACGGCCAAAAGGAGGUCUGACAGUCCCUCAACAUCCUUGUUAUGUUUGAUGCUUUUUUGCCUUAAUGUCAGAAGCAGGAUUCAUACCUGCGAGUAUGUAGAUUUCUAAGAUAUAUAAUAGAUAUCCCAGUAUAUUUAUAUCACGUCUGUAUGCUUAUUUCUGUGAGUAUCAGUGUGUCUAUACACGAUGUAUCCAGCAUUGCAUUCAGAGGGGAAAGGGAAACAUUGCUGCCAAUUAGUUGUAAUGUUGUUUCUGUGUUUGGGCCAACAUAAAGAAUGUGUUGGGUUUUGUUUUUUAUCAGGAUGGUAAAAUGACGACUUUAUCGCUACCUAGGGGGCGUGCAGAAAAAAUGAGCAAUUGGGAGUUUUACAGGUGAUGAAAAUGAAUAUUGGACGUCCUUUUGUUGGAAUCUGACCAGAUAUUCAUUCGCUGACGUGAUGGAGUUAAGGCUUGUGUGAGUCUGUUUGCGUGGCUGGUUGUGUGUGUGGUCAUGAGUAAGCGAGUGAGUAACACAAAGAGGUGGCAGGACGCUGAAGGUGUUGUCAUACGUGUUGUGUGCAUUCACUCCCUGGCAUCAGCACAUGUCGUCGAACGGUGUUUAUAGGGUCCGAUCAGCACAGAUUAAAUAGGUCACAGUCUGUUUAGGUGUUUGUUUUCUCACAGGGUAAGAUUAUUAAUAAUUAUUAUUAAGAACAUGAGUGUGGGUCUUUAGAGGGUAAGAGCAAGUUCCUGCAGGUCAGAAACUGAGCUUAUCUGAAGACACCACAGCUCGGUGCAACAGUAGCCUGUGUGUUUGACCUGCUCUGUCGCAGGAUGGAGCAGAGCUGCGGGGCCACCACACAGGCUUUCUACUGGUGGAAUGGGAAUCCAGGAUUACUCUUGCAGUCACUUAGAAUAAAAAAAGAUUCCUGUAUGCAUCAGCCUUUUACUUUUAACGAUGUUGCUUUGUUUUUGUGGCUUCUUGUUCUGUCAUAAGCUAUAAAAACAUUAAUAUUUAAUUGCCAUACAAACACGAUACUGUAGCAAUUGUUUCUUAUUAAGACAAUUAUUCAAUUGAUUGAUUGCUGCCAUUCUUUUUAAAUGAUGAAAAGAAAACCAUGGGAAGUGUUUUCUUUGAACAGUUUGUGUACAGUUUAUUUUUAUAUCAUUCUGGUGGAUGGUCUGGACAAUGAAUCACGUGUUUAUGACGAUAAUAGCUAUAAGCAUUACCACUCUUGUACAUAAUGUAAUAUUGGAUUGUAAAUUAUAAAUUUAUCCAAGUCCUAAUGAUUGAAAAAUAACCACUUGAGGUUGUUGAGUGAAACACUGAAGCACUGCAGGCCACAUCCUCACGUUUUCAUUCGUUCUAUUUUUGCUCACCUGUUCCAACAUUCUGUCACUUUUUUUAAAUUGUGCACAUUUAUUGUUAAAAAAAAUGAAUCCCUUUGUACCAGCACUUUAUUUCGUCAGGUUUUGAGGCAGACAGUGUGUGAUUGGGUUUGGUCAUUGGCACAGUCACUUGUUGAUUCUCUCCCAUUGGGCCAAAUCCCAAACCCUCAUUGUGCAGCAGUCAACGUUGACCCCUCUCUAGAGGCAUAAUCAAACAAACUAGUCCUUCUCUCCUUAACGUCCAAGUGAGAUUGAACUUAUUUGUCUGAUAAAGUCAAACGCAGGCCGAUGGAGUCACAUACGAUGUGACGUGUUCAAAAAGAUAAAUGUGUCCUUAUUUGACUAUGGACUUCACCUCUGUUUCUUAGUAACUUUAAUUACUAGCCUGAGAGCCUCAAUGUCCGUCCCAUGGUGGCCUAACUAGCUGGUUCCCAUCGGGGCUGCUGUCAGCUUACUUUGUCGCAGACUGACUCCCUCUGAGAAUAAAUCUCUGGGCUUUAAUUCAUGUGUUUGUUCACAAAUAAGAACGAUUAUUCAAGGGAAAAAAACAACAUGAAAUGAUUGUAAUAUUUGUAAAUGAUCUUGCUGUAAUGUGUAAAAUGUGUCGAAGUUAUUUUUUAUUAUAUUAUUUUUAUGAAAGUUUUUUUCCUCUUGACAGAGCUGAGGUGUCAUUUUGUGAAUAAAUGCAUUUAAUAAGCAAACAUCUAUAUAUAAAACUAUUAAAGUAUAUCAGUAUAUUUUUCUUUUAUUUCACUGUUCAGUACUGUAAAGUGUGUUAAAAAUACAAAUAAAGUAAGAUUUUUAUAUUAAA
Messenger RNA from Hippoglossus stenolepis (Pacific halibut), 7198 nucleotides. It is a transcript of the gene pde4a, whose product is annotated as phosphodiesterase 4A, cAMP-specific. NCBI's taxonomy places the organism in Eukaryota, Metazoa, Chordata, Actinopteri, Pleuronectiformes, Pleuronectidae. Gene Ontology annotation, molecular function: 3',5'-cyclic-AMP phosphodiesterase activity. The transcript is spliced from 10 exons. Gene Ontology annotation, biological process: signal transduction. The record is from RefSeq and is a predicted model, not a curated record. Gene Ontology annotation, cellular component: nucleus; cytosol; perinuclear region of cytoplasm. The coding region runs from base 1793 to 3637 and encodes 614 amino acids.